AUAAAAUUUCGCCGAACCGAGAGCAAACCACCACGAGCGCCGCGAGUCUACUCUCUACUCUGACCGCGAUGAACGAACACCAUUUGCGCGCAGCGCAGCCAGCAGUUGUUUUCGCGCACUCAGCUUCGACCUGACCUCCUCGCCUGCAUCGAUCCAACGAAUAGAGCCCCACAAAAUCUCGAGCCGAAGCUGCAGAAAACGCGUCGGUCGGAUCCCCUCCGCCCUCCAGAUCCCCACCCGGCGGCGUCCCCUACCCUCUUCGGGAUCCCGGAUCUGUCGCUGAGCCGCCGGCGUGCCGUGGCCGAUGCGAUCCUCGCUCCUGCCGCGCCGCCGGAGCCCACGACGGAUCGGCUAACGCGGUAACACCUCUCGCUCCUGCCCCGCUCUCAGCUUCGGCCCGGGUCAAUGGGCGCCUGCGGACUCGCCGCGCUCGUCGUGCUCCUCCUCGCUUCGGCACUGCUUCCUAGCCCUGCUGCUACGGGUAGGGUUCUGGAAGGCGAGAAGCCCAGCACCGGCGAGGGCGCUCCUGCACCCACCACCGUUGCUGCAGGCGGAUCAUCAAAGAGUGACGCCCCGAAGGAAUCUGGGCAGUCGAAAGCUGCGGGGCAGCAGGCUGAGAGCAAGAGGCAACCGAAUGCGCCGCCGCCGCCAACGACACCGAAUGAUUCGAAGCUACCGUCGGCAGAGAAGGGGCAGGAAGGGGGUGGCACGCAGGCUUCUGCAUCGCCGCCGCCGCCACCACUGACGCAGGAGACGGAUGCGCAGAAAGGGAGUCCUCCGCCGGGAGGUCCGGGACCUAACGGUGGAGGUGAAGCGAAGGGUGGCACGGAUCGGGAGGACACAGGAAGCCAGGGGAAGGAAGAUGCCACAGGCAAAAUGAAGGAGGCCAUGGAGAAGUGUGAUGCGUCCCGCAAGUGUUCAUUUGGAGGAGAAUUUUCUGCUUGCCUUCAGGUUUCUAAUAAUGCUUCAAUUGGAUCACAUAUUAUAGUCCUGAAUGAAGGGCAGAAUGACAUCAAUGUUAAUGUCAAAGCACCAUCAAAUAUAGAUAUUGAUAAUAAGCUGCUACAUCUUGCCAAAGGUGUCGUUCAACAGGUGGGCAUAACACAUAUCAGUCCAGAUGGUGGGGAUAUUACAUUAAAUGAUGGAAAUGGGGACUGUGUCUUACACAUAGGGCAAUCAGUUUCUGAUUGGCAACAGCAAUUUCAGCAGUUCGCAGCAUAUGCAACACGUUUGAAUCCAAUAUAUGGAGCCUCUUUUUUUGUUUUCACUGUCGUUUUGGUGGGUGUCGUGUGCGCCUGCUGUAAGUUUGCAAGGAGAAGGGGCAAUGAUGGAGUCCCAUAUCAGCAGCUUGAGAUGGGUGCUCAGGCACCAAACACUUCAGGGGUAGAGAACACCACAAGCACUACAGAUGGCUGGGAAGACGGCUGGGAUGAUGACUGGGACGAUGAAGAAGCACCUGCAAGACCUUCAGAUAAAAAACCUGCUAGUAGUGUCUCAGCAAAUGGCCUUUCUUCAAGAUCUCAGACCAAUAGCAAAGAUGGCUGGGAUGUAGAUUGGGAUGACUAAGCUCCAACAACAGAAUUUUAAAAUGUCCUUGUGAAAUGACAGAGAAGAUACUCCGAAGUCUGAACAACUUGCAGCCAAAAAAGAUCCAACUAAACCUGGAACUGAGGGCCCGUGCUUGACAAGGCGACCCAUAUCCUGGAAGAGUGAAGGCUUGCAUUUCUUGAUACGGUUUGUACAAUAGUGUUCCAAUAUUACUUUCUUUGUCUAUGAGCUGAUACACAAACUUUUAGUGGUAUGAAUUGUAUUUUUUUUGUGGUUGUAAUACAGUUUCGUAGUAUAUGACCAAAACAUGCCUUGUCAUUCUUCUGGAGAGGUAAUCAAUUUUUUGCAUAACAAUUUCCACAUGGAACAAAACACAUUUCUGAGCAUUGGGUCUGGUUGGAAGCCGACCCUGCUGAGCUGCCAUACAGUGAUACAGAUGCUCAAUGUGCUUUCCAUAUGUUUGAUAGAGCUUGUGAUACUGCCUUCUGUUUUUUCGAACCAUGACUUGUGAUA
Messenger RNA from Phragmites australis (common reed), 2061 nucleotides. RefSeq lists its product as uncharacterized. The coding region runs from base 406 to 1566 and encodes 386 amino acids. The record is from RefSeq and is a predicted model, not a curated record. NCBI's taxonomy places the organism in Eukaryota, Viridiplantae, Streptophyta, Magnoliopsida, Poales, Poaceae. The transcript is spliced from 4 exons.